Amphimedon queenslandica is the source of this 3658-nucleotide messenger RNA. RefSeq lists its product as uncharacterized. The transcript is spliced from 7 exons. The record is from RefSeq and is a predicted model, not a curated record. NCBI's taxonomy places the organism in Eukaryota, Metazoa, Porifera, Demospongiae, Haplosclerida, Niphatidae. Bases 852 to 3257 code for a protein of 801 amino acids. Gene Ontology annotation, molecular function: ubiquitin-protein transferase activity.
ACCUAAUAAAAGUGACAAGGAUAAACUGUCCUAAUACUUUGAGAAAAAGUGACAAGCUAAACUUCUAAUCAAGCUUCUCUCACAAUUUUAAUUCUGUCAAUGAGAGGACUAAUCUAGAGGAGUCUUAGAUCAAACUGCUUUUAAGUUCUUCAGCCUUUAGAGAUGCUUUAGACAGCCCCUCUAUCUUGCUCUUUUUGACCACACCCUCUAGAUUAAUUUUGCCCACGUGGUUCAAAUUUAUCAAUAAUAGUAUACUAAUUUAAUUCUCGUAUUCUUCCGUUCACAAACAAGACGUAACGCAAAUAGACCUAGACAGAUUAGUGUGGGUCUCGCUCAUGCUCGCCCCGAUUAGGCAAUUUCUGAAAAACAUAGCAACUUUGAGGGGAAAUUUACCUGAAUAAAAUAAGACCCAGCAACUGAGGAGUCUCACAAUGUCCGGCAUUAACUCAACUGUGAAGUAUUUGACUGAUGAACAACUGACUCAGCUAGGCGUUCAAACAAUUGGAGAGAGGCAGUGGCGUAUCCAAGUUAUAAAUUUAAGAUAUCUCCAAUCUUGAUUAAGGCCAGAGAACACAAUAAAUAAAGAAAACACUCAAAAGAGAACUUUAGAGAAGAAAAGAGCAAGCCGAGCUAGUCUGAUAUAGUCGACUUCAUCAUCAUUAUUGUGGGCGCAGACGUACUUUAAUUAAAGACACGCCCAUUAUGAAUAUUAAUUAACCACAAAUUUUUUUUCGGCGCGCUUCGCGCGCCAUUUUUGCCCCACCAUCUUCAAAAGUCUAGAUACGCCACUGGAGACUGAGAGGACUCAACUUAAGACAUUAUGCUCUACAUCAGUUUCUAAUGACAGAAUUAUGAAAGAGGUUCAAAGGGUCCUUAAACCAAGCGAAAGUGAGCAGCCAAAGUUGAUAAAUCGAAGAUCAGGCAAAGCUAGAAAAGGAUCUUUUGUUCCAAAGUCAUCACAGCCACAAUCUCAAACUUUUCAAAAAAAAGUUGUGGUAUUGAAGUAUAUGGGAUCAAAGCCUCCACUACAAUUUAAUAUAAACGAUGGAUUAAUUUUAACCACUGGUUUUUUACCUGAAAUUUCCUAUGAAUCAACAGAGCUAGAAGUACGUCAGAUAAUUAUUGAAGUUCUUCAUAAUGAUACUGCAGAAGACCUGACUUCUGUCACAACUUAUGACUUUCUAUUUGUUGCCGUAAAGGGAAAGAAAGCGACAAUUUUGACAUGUCUGCCUCGUAAUUUUGAGUAUAGCGGUAGAAUACUGAAGCAAACUGCAGGCAAUGGACCAGUUUAUAUUCGUCUAACAGCUUCAUUAUCUAAGCAGCCUCGAGUCACAUGGAGUCCUUUAAGCAGUGAUUCUGAUUUUGAAUUACCAGAUGCUAGCUCAAUUUAUAAUAAAAAGCCCAAAUCUUCUAAAAUGAUAAUAGAAGUAUCUGAUGCAGACUCAGAUUUUGAGCUACCGUCUACUACUACUGGUACUUCAAUGCCUGCUUUAUCUACAUUACUAUCAUCAACUUCACAAGGACACCGCUGUACAGCACUUCAUCAUUCAACAACAAAGGAACCCGCUAAUGCAUCUCAAUCUGCUUCUAGUGCUAGUGUUAAAAAUACAUCUAUUCCAGUGUCAAGUGUCUCAUUAGGAGGACGUUGUUGUACUUCUACUCCACAACCCACAUCUCUGUCUACUUCUAGUGACAAUGUGUCAUCAGCUAUGCCAGUAUCAACUGACACUUCAUCAACUUCAGGAGCUAGACUUUAUGCAUAUGGAUCAUUAUCACUUAGUAGUCAUUCUACAUGUACAUCAAAUCAACAUCAUGUUGAUAUAUCUCAAUCUACUUCUAGUGUUAGCGCUAGCAAUACAUUACCAGUGUCAACUUAUACACCAUUAACAUUGGGAAGGCGUCGUACGUAUCGAUCUUUAUCACUUCGUCGUCCUACAUCUGCUCAGCAACCAGUUGAUACAUUUCAGUAUACUUCUAGUGCAAGCAAUACAUUGUCAGCUAUGUCAGUAUCAACUGACACUCCAUCAACUUCAGGCGGUCAUUCGAAUGAAUCAACUCAACAUUUGCCAUCACUUGUUGAACACUCACCCAGAUCUGUUGUUAGUACUAAUCAUGCCCCUCCCUCCCCACUCUCUACUAGCCAUGCCCCUUCCUCCCCUCUCUCUCUCCCUCCUACUUCUCUCCCUGUCACAUCAUCUCGUUCUAUUCAGAUAUCAUGUGGCAGUAAUGAGUCUCCAUUUAACUUUGAUCAAGAAUUAGAGUUUCUCCAAUAUUCACCAGUUAAAGAUGUAUCUCCUUCACUGGAAAGACUCUGUGAAAUGUUUCCUAACUUCAAGCCAGAUGCUAUUAAAAUUCUAUAUGAAAUCUAUAAUGAAGAUGGGGCAUUAGUAUCUGAUUGUUUAGUGGAAGGUGUGCAACUGCAUUGUUUGCUUCAACAGCUGAAUUUACGUUUUAUCAGUGUUUCUAUUCCUGAAACUCCCAAGAUUCGUAUUGAGGGAGAUGAUGACUGGGUAGAUGCAGCCUUUACAUUUUAUAAAGGGCAAAGUUUUUGUAAGGAUGCUCCUGUGAGGCUAGUAAUGACAGAUGAGCCAGCUAUUGAUGCAGGGGGAGUGAGUGCCCAGUUCUUUGCUGAAGUAUAUAAGAGACUUGCUGAAGGGAAAAAGAAAAUUUUUGAAGGAGAACUUGAUUUUGUUAGACCUGUUUUUAAUUUGAGUCUUGUUGGAGUAUUAAAAGUUUUUGGCAUUAUAGUGGCUCAUUCUAUUAUAGUUCAAAGAGUUGGAUUUCCUUAUUUCUCCCCAUCUUGCUAUUACUUCAUGCUUGGCCACUAUGAAAUUGCUGCUACUAAAGUGUUAAGGAAAGAAGCUAGUGGAAAGGUGAACUACGUUUUAAAUGAAAUUGAAUCUUAUGAAGGAAAUGUUUAUGAGGAACUUGAAUGCUUUGAGUCACUUGUUGAACUAAUGGAUGAAUGUGGCAUCAUUGAUAUUCCAAUUAAAAGAUACAAUAUGGCUCGGAUUACCCAAGCUAUUUUACUCUUUGAUACAUUACAAAAAAGAAAGCUGCUAUUGGAUAUGAUUGGAGAGGGCCUGGACAUGCAUUAUGGGUUAAGAAGGCUCAUGUCUCACUUUCCUACAAUUUUUGAACCGUUGUUUUUGUAUUCUGGGACUCUGACAAGUCGAGAUAUUAUCAACAUCAUUAUACCCCCUGAAUGUACAUCAGAAAGGAAUACGAUCUACUGGAUAGUCUUUAUAGUUUUUUGAGAAAGUGUGAUGAAAAACAAUUGCUAGCUUUUCUGAUAUUCAUAACUGGAAAGAGAUUCACUAAUUGCAAUAGCAUAAAUGUGAAAUUCUCAGACAAUCUUUCUGCCAUCAAAGUGGAUACGUGUGCUUCUACCCUUUAUUUUUCCAAAAGGAUCUGUAAACCAAAGGAACUUGAGUGUGAAUUAAAAGUAUUGCUGGAUCAUGAUUUGUCUUACACUACUAUGUAAAUUUUUGUUUGAAAGUUACACACAAUUAAGUAUUUUCACUUAAAACAGUUAACUUUAUGUCAGUUAUGUGCAUCAUAAUUUGUGAAUAAUUGUUUACAUUUUGGUUAUCAUCAUCCAAUUAUUAUUGUAACAAAUUAAUUAAUAAUUUUCACCAGUUGAUUUAUAAACAUUCAA